UCCCAGUGAGCCGAACAGACGAGAGCCGAAAGCCGAACAGUCAAAAGCCGAAAGCCGAACGAAUUGUAAAAGUUAAAUUCAUAAAUUCGCGCCUCGCCGACAAUGCGACAGAGGCGAGUUCGUGCAGUCAACUUUUGUGCGUAGACGCAGAUCGGAACGUUAUCGGCUGGAACUCUUCCCCUGGAUUAACUGUGAACACAGAAAGUUUUUGGUGAAGUUCGUUUAUCUGUGCCGGAUUGAGUGAAGUGUGAACGGAGCCAGAAAUCAAAAUACUAAAAUAACAAAAAAUAAAGAAAGAAAGAAGAAGAGAAUAAAUAAAUAACUACAAAGCAGAGUAAUUACGCUUCUUUUGUGGAAAAGUGCUGAAUAUGUAGGCUGAAAAUUGGGACAUUGAACGGCAACGAAAUCAACUUCAAUAAUUAAUUACUCGGCAAUAAUUUGUGUGAUUUUGUGGGAAAUCACAAGAAUAAUAAACAAGCAACAGUCAAGACGAAGACGAAGACGAAGACGUGUGACACAGUUUAAGAACGUUGCCAGAAUAUAUUCCCCAAUCUACAUUAUCAUAUUACUUUCGAGUGUCGAGCAGUUAAGAGAGAACUACGAAAAUGGUGUCGGGAACAGUCCGAAAGAAUCAAUUGCUGCUGCUGCUGGCUGUGCUACUGAUCGCCCGAUCUGCCCUGGGCUACCCCUCAAAUGCGGACAGCGACGAUAUGAUGCUGAAUGACGAUUACGAUUACGACACGGACGAGCUGAGUGCGCCCAGUCCACAGACGAAGCCCACAGGUGUUGUCAAGACCGGCGUAACAGGAUACCGCAACAGGACUCUGACCCAGCGGGGCAUACUGGGCGAGGAUGUUGUGUUGAAGUGUGAUGAGAACAUCACAAAAGAGAACGUCAUACUCUGGUACCAGGACUCCAAGAUCAUCACCAGCGGCAGCAGUGUGGUGCUGCCCAACUUCAGUCUGAAUCCGCGGAACUACGAUCUGACCAUACUGAAGGCGAGUCCGCAAAAUGCCGACACCUACUACUGCCAGAUCCUGCCCCAGAACAUAUUUGUGGCCACCAAGGUCGUGCUGGGCGAUCAUUCGCUGGACGUCAUUACGCCGGAGAGCUCCAAGUCCGGCCAGAGCAGUGCGCACCGGCUUGCGCUCUUAUGGCUGCUGUCCGUAGGACUCGCUCUGGGCCAUCAGCUCAAGCAUUAGUUAGGUUUAGUAUUAAGCUGCGCUUUUUCUAUUAACUAUAAAAUCAAAGAACAACAAAAGUGUCCAAGGAUAAGCUGAAAUUGCAUUUCUGUCUCCCAUCUGUCUCCAAUAUGAAUAAGUAAUUGUUAAUCGUGCAUUUUGCUUCUCUGUAAAGACAAACGAUUUAUUUAUUAAAAACCAAAGUAUACAGAAAUU
Messenger RNA from Drosophila arizonae, 1397 nucleotides. RefSeq names its product immunoglobulin domain-containing protein babos (gene babos). Lineage: Eukaryota; Metazoa; Arthropoda; Insecta; Diptera; Drosophilidae. The record is from RefSeq and is a predicted model, not a curated record.